Iphiclides podalirius (scarce swallowtail) is the source of this 573-nucleotide messenger RNA. Lineage: Eukaryota; Metazoa; Arthropoda; Insecta; Lepidoptera; Papilionidae. The record is from the annotation of a GenBank genome assembly.
AUGAGUCGAUUGAACCUACGGAAGUUACCUCGGAUAAGCUACUACGAGCCGGAAGAACCUAGCUUCGACGAAUAUUUAUUUUGUCACGAAUGCCGCGACUAUGUCUACGAAUAUUGUUCCAUACACGGACCUCUGCUGGUGGUUCCGGACGCCAAGGCCCCUUUGAAAUCUCCGCUCCCCGCUCACGUACCCCGCGCCGCCCUAACCGUACCCAGCGUGUUCCUGCACAUCGCCCCUUCGAGCAUACCAGGUUUGGCCAAAGAAUGCUUCGCUUGCCCGAUCGAACCUGGUGCCGGCAUAGGAGUGUUUUCGUCCCUGACGCUCCCCGCCGGCGUCCGUUUUGGGCCUUACCGCGGAAAAAUUACCAAAGACAUCGACUCGGUGUAUUGUUGGCAGAUUUACGAUAAAAACAACAAACCUGCGCACGUGGUGGAUGCGGCAGACGAUGGCCGUUCGAACUGGAUGCGAUACGUAAAUUGCUCAAGGCACUGGAGCGAGCAAAACCUACUCGCGUACCAGUACAAAGGGCAGCUGUACUACAGGUCGGAUGAUAGUAAAAUUUAUGACUUUACC